AUGGACAAUUUUCCACCGGAAGUGCGGCAUAUUUUGGCACCCGCCUUCGGCAUUCUUUCGGCCACGCAACUUACUCAGAUGGCUGAUCGGCUUAUGGAGAUGCACGGUUUUUCCAAGCCCUCUAUUUCAGCACUCUCAACUCCCUCAUCUCCUCCUGCGUCUCCCAUUUCGCAGUUAGAGAUCGAGCUCAGCAAACUGGCCGAUGAUAUAGCCGCUCUCCAGAAGCAGACAGUUUCUGCCUCAUCUCGGAGCCAACCGCCGCCGUCCACCCCGCAUGUCCAGUCUUUUCAUUCAGCCCGUCCAAACGCAGCUGCCACCUGCUGGUACCACACCACCUUCGGUGCUAAAGCCCGUCGCUGCAUCUCUCCUUGCUCCUUCACCCUCAAGCAGAGCGAACGGGUAAAACCGGCUAGCCCGAAGGUCAGUGCAGCCAAUCUUUCCGACAGCUCUAACCCUGGUCACACAUUUUACGUCCGCGACACCCGGAGUGGCACACGUUUCUUGGUUGACACUGGUGCCCAGCUAAGUGACAUUCCACCCACACCAGCUGAUCGUCGGUGUCCCAAUCCCGGUCUUUUCCUACAGGCCGUCAACACAUCGCCGAUUACCACAUUUGGCACCUGUUACCUCUCUCUGGACAUCGGUCUCCGGCGUCUCUUUCCUUGGGUCUUCAUCGUUGCUGACAUUCCCUGUGCAAUUCUUGGUGCAGAUUUCCUCGCCGCUUUCGAUCUUCUGGUCGACUGCCGUCAGUCACGUCUACAAAACAAGACCACCAACCUCACUGUCCGGGGUGUCCCUUCAUCCGACGCCUCCCGUCAUCUUGCUGUCUUGGACCCUGAACCCGAGAAUCCAUUUCGGCAACUCCUCGCCAAAUACCCCGGCCUAACUCGUCCCAACUUCAACGUUUCUAUUCCACCACAUGACGUUGUUCACCACAUUCGGACCACCGGCCCUCCCGUGUUUUCUCGACCCCGCCGUCUCGCGCCUACACGUCUUGCUGCCGCCAAGGCCGAAUUCGAGCACAUGCUUCAAAUGGGCAUCAUCCGUCAGUCUGAAAGCCCAUGGGCCUCACCCCUCCACAUGGUUCCAAAGGCCGCCACUGGUGACUGGCGCCCCUGCGGUGAUUACAGGGCCCUGAACAACGUUACUGUCCCGGACCGCUACCCUGUCCCACAUCUUCAGGAUUUUGCCGGUGCCCUAUUCGGCAAGUCUGUAUUCUCGAAGAUCGAUCUGGUCCGUGCUUUCCACCAAAUUCCCAUAGCCCUAGAGGACGUUUCGAAGACGGCCGUUACCACCCCCUUUGGCCUCUUUGAGUUCCUGCGCAUGCCGUUUGGACUUCGCAACGCCUCCCAGACCUUCCAAAGGUUUGUAGACAGAGUGCUUCGCGGUUUACCAUUUGUCUACGCCUAUAUCGACGACCUUCUGGUAGCCAGCUCCACCACCGAAGAACACAUGGAACAUCUGGCAACGGUGUUUGACCGCCUUCAACAAUUUGGCGUCGUUCUCAACCCGUCCAAGUGCGUCUACGGUGUGCCCUUCCUAGAAUUUCUCGGUCAUCUGGUCGACUCCCACGGCAUUUGGCCUCUUCCCUCAAAGGUUGCCGCCAUUCGGGACUUUACACCCCCCACCUCGAAGCGUCAGUUGCAACGGUUUCUUGGUAUGGUGAACUUUUAUCGCCGGUUCCUACCGAACUGUGCUGAUCUCAUGAUGCCGCUCACCAACAUGUUUUCUGGUCCCAAAGGUCCCCUCGAGCUGACUGGUGAAGCAGCGACUGCUUUUGAGAGAAUCAUGAAUUCCCUUGCUGAUGCCACCUUACUCACACAUCCCGCUCCCGAAGCUCAGCUGUCUCUGAUGGUAGAUGCUUCGACCGUAGCCAUAGGUGCAGUCCUUCAACAACACCUUGCUGGUUUGACUCAACCACUUGCCUUUUUUUCCAAAAAGCUCUUACCAGCUGAGACACGCUACAGUACCUUUGGCCGUGAACUACUUGCCAUUUACCUGGCUGUGAAGAAUUUCCGGCAUUCCCUUGAAGGUCGUGACUUCACCGUUUUCACUGAUCACAAACCGUUGAAUUUUGCACUUCGUUCCCACACUGACAAACUAAAUCCCGGGAAAUCCGCCAACUGGACUACAUCUCCCAGUUUACCUCAGAUAUCCGCCACAUCGACGGGUCACGCAAUGAGGUGGCUGACGCACUGUCUAGGCCCUCCAUUGCUCAUCUUCAGCUUUCACCCGGGAUAG
Molecule: messenger RNA, 2241 nt
Organism: Spirometra erinaceieuropaei
Lineage: Eukaryota; Metazoa; Platyhelminthes; Cestoda; Diphyllobothriidea; Diphyllobothriidae
Source: the annotation of a GenBank genome assembly